Messenger RNA from Ostertagia ostertagi, 657 nucleotides. Lineage: Eukaryota; Metazoa; Nematoda; Chromadorea; Rhabditida; Trichostrongylidae. The record is from the annotation of a GenBank genome assembly.
AUGUUCAAACCGAUCCUGAGGAUAUUUCGGCCGUUGGUUGGUUGGAGUUUUGGAAUCACCAUCCUCCUCACGUCACUCUUUGGAUCCUACAUCAUAUCGCUAUUUUUAAUUCUUAUUGUGUUGGGCAAGCACAAAACAUGGCGCUCUUUGAUGGAUCGCUCAGUCAGCUUCUGGAUGAUGGUGCCAAUAGGUUUCCUGGAACUGAUCUUCGGAAUGCGCGUACGAGUGUCUGGCGACGAGAUCGACUACAGUGAGCCGGCGCUCAUCAUUAUGAAUCAUCGAACGAGGCUUGAUUGGAUGUAUAUGUGGUCGGCACUGUAUCAGAUGAAUCCAUGGUUGAUUACCUCCAACAAAAUUUCACUCAAAGCCCAAUUGCAAAGCCUUCCUGGAGCGGGAUUCGGCAUGUCAGCAGCGCAGUUCAUGUUCUUGCAUCGAAACAAAGAGAAAGACGCAGCUACAUUUGACGAAGCUAUCGCUUACUAUAAAGAUAUGCAAAAUAGUUAUCAGGUGCUUCUGUUCCCUGAAGGUACGGACAAGUCUCCGUGGACGACAACAAAAAGCUCAGAGUUCGCGAAGAAAAAUGGGCUAAAGGAGCUGAAAAAUCUGCUGUAUCCACGAGUGGCCGGAUUCUUUCAUCUGCUUCACAAAAAUGAGAGA